AUGAGGUCAGAUAAUUGUGAGUUCCUCAUGUGCACUCAAUGUGUGUGGCUGUGGCUGUUCUCUGCACACUUGCUCCCUCUUCUGGCACGUGUGGUUUCUGUGCCUCUGGAAUGGCUGCUCAACCUCUCCUUUGUUUCCACGAUGAUCACAGGGACCGAGGUUACUGUCUUUCUCUUUGUUAACGUCUUUGUGGCGUAUAGACUGGCAAGAGCUGCUUAUAGAGAGAUAAUGUGCAUAGAGUGCUGUGCUAGUCCAUACUCCCUGCUUGGUUUAACGUUCAUGGUAUCAUAUGCAGCUCUGGGACUCCUAAAUCUCUGUAAGUUCUGCCUCAGAGGAUUUAACGCUUUGCAGAUCCACAAUGUCAUGCACAGAGGUGUGACAGAGGGGGUGACGCUGUUACUGGCCCUGCAGACUGGGUUGUUGGACAUGACAGCUCUACAGCACUGCUUCCUGCUCUUCAUCAUCCUUUUCAUUGUCUUCACCUCUACUCUACAAAGCAUGAGCGAAAUCACAGAGCCUAUUGUUUUAUAGAUUUGAGCCAAUAGAAAUGGGAGUGUCCGGAAGCAUUUGUGUGGGCUAUCAGUGUGUGUGUUUCUACUACUAUUUCUGGUAUUCAUGGCCUACAAGAAUGCCCAAUUUUUCCACAUGGAUUUCUGGCUGCUGAUUCUGGUCUCCAGCUGUGACAGGCACUCUCCUGAUCUACUGCCUGUUCAUGGUGGAGGUGUGGUGCGUUGCGGCGCUGCCCCACCUGGUCUGGAUGAGAUUGUUUGUUAUGUGAACGGAGUUUGCCAGGUUUGCAGUGGCUGUGUGUGUGGCCUACGGGGCGUAGGAGUCUCUGUGGGGACAUGACGUGUGGUGAUAACCUACUGUGGUAAUUUCUUCCAUGGCACCUGUUUGAGAAAGUGGCUUUAUUUGCAAAAGACAUGCCCAAUGUGCCAUGCCUCCGUCAAACCCUCCUCGACUAAUCAGAUGGGUGCAGCAGGUGAUGCCCAGCCACAACAAGCACAGCAAACAGAGCACCACCCCCAUCCAUCAGAGCAACAGCCUCACCCAGAAAACUCAAGAGUCCCAUCAAGAGGAAGAGCAGGGCUCACAGGGAGAUCGUGUUCACUUCACAGAGAGGAACUGUGAUGAGUUUGAAAGAAAAUAUUCAAACUCUGAGAGGAAUUGUAGCAAGGGGAGUCUUCAGAAUUUGCAUAAUGGUGCAAAUGGAGAUUCCCAAGGUGUGGGAAAUCCCAGCUGUUCAUCCCAAGAGGAAGCCAAAAGCCCUAAGAAUGAGACACAAGAGCUCAGGGAAGCAGAUUUAAAUAAACAAUCUCAGCCAGAGAGAACAUACAGUAGAGAGACUGUCAUGGCAACAGAACAGACUGAGCAGAAAUCUUCCUCGGGAGGAAAAGGGCAAAGUGGGCACUCUGUAAGGAAGGAAGCCUUAACGAGAGGGUUGCAAAUAACUGCCAGAAAUGCAGAAAGAAUACAGGCACAUAAUUGAGGACAAAGGCAUGGUGAAUUUUUCAUAUCACAGGACCUCAAUAGCAUUAAAUUAGAGUUAACAUAUGAUAUUCAUGUUGAAUAAACUUUUCUUGGAAUUUGUUAAAACAUUAUAUGUCAAAUAAGAUACUUUGAGGAUGAUUGUCUAGUUCAAAGCAAAGGCAUGAAGAAACAGGGCGCUAGAAAACAUCCCAAACUCUGCUAGUGCUUUGUUGUAGAUAUUACUCAUGACAAACUCAUUUGGGAAAUUAGCCUGAUUCCAUACAUUCCUUGAGUGAAUUUUGUGUGACUUGUUUCUAACUGUGCCUCUGACGCUCCAUUAUGAGCUUUGUUUGAAGAUAAUUUAUGUGAUUUUAAGUCAUGAUCAUUCUGUCAAAUCACAUUUAGAUUUAUGGAUAAAUACUGACCAAAUUAAUUAAUUAAUAGACAGUCCAUGAGCAGCUCUGUACGCCAGGCAAAGAUCAUUGUUAAUGGGGAAAUUCCAGUUUAGGCUGCACUUUACAAACAAUAAAGGUUAAAAGGCUUAUACAACCACAUUGAGUGAAGUUGUUUCGCCCUGUGGUUAAAGACUUGCACAGUUUCAUUUAAACUUCUUUGCAAAACAAUAAUUUUGAGGCAGUUCCGUGUCCAGUUUAGUAUGUUGUUAUCCAUUGCCCUACUGAUGUAUGAUUAAAACUUUUGAAGUUAUUAUUGGUUUAUUUACAGAUUGAAUUCACAUUUUGUCUGAGCUCACAAACACUUGCAGACUCCAGAAAGUUAUUGACAUAUUACUUUGCCAUUUGUACACUUAUCCAAAAAGAAUAUUGGGGAAAAGUAUCAGCUGGGCCAAAAAAGGGUGAUAUAAUUUACUCCAUUUGGACGCAUUUUGGUUACGGUAUUUUGUAACAAACGUUACGUUUUUAAUUUGUUCUGUUUAGGUUUUGAUACUGCAUCAGAUUUUUUUAUUUCGUCUUUUUUGUAAUUUAACUUAUACAUUUCGAAUAAGUAGUUAUAAUUCAGCAGUGUUUCCCAGGCUUUUUUACAGUAAAAUACCCCACACGCAUCAUCAGUAAGGCUGUAUUACCCCCUUCAUCGACACAUCAGUUUGUAUAGUCUUGGCCUGUUUGACCAUGCAAAACCCAUAAUUCUGAUCGGUUAGAAAAGUCAUAGCAACUGGAGUCAGUUUGAAGGUCAGUGCCAAGUUUGGUGGAUGUAGCCUGAAAGCUUUAGUCAGAAAUGUUGGUCUUGUUUUGGGAUUUAAAAAAAAAAACAUCUCUAUAGAUCGAAAGUGUAAUGAUUAUAUCAUUUAACAUUGUCAUUAGUACUGAUUAUUAUCAAUGUUAAUGAUCAAUAAUAUAUUUCAGGUAUAUGUUGUAUUAUUAUAUUUUACGUCCAUUGUGUUUACUAAGGAAAAAAUCUCUUAGUAUCUUAGCUAAUGCUAUUAU
Molecule: messenger RNA, 2912 nt
Organism: Xyrauchen texanus (razorback sucker)
Lineage: Eukaryota; Metazoa; Chordata; Actinopteri; Cypriniformes; Catostomidae
Product: RING finger protein 145
Source: RefSeq, a predicted model, not a curated record